Aspergillus homomorphus CBS 101889 is the source of this 1088-nucleotide messenger RNA. RefSeq names its product 4-dimethylallyltryptophan methyltransferase easF (gene fgaMT). The transcript is spliced from 2 exons. Lineage: Eukaryota; Fungi; Ascomycota; Eurotiomycetes; Eurotiales; Aspergillaceae. Gene Ontology annotation, molecular function: methyltransferase activity. The record is from RefSeq and is a predicted model, not a curated record. The annotation marks the transcript as partial.
CCAUGAUCUCCAAGACCGAGCCCGAGCCCACAAUCAUCGACAUCCGAGAGGAAACCACCUCGGAUUCGAUCCGGGACCUAGUGGUGCAAGGCCUCACCAGCGAACCACGGACGCUGCCAGCGCUCCUCUUCUACAGCACCGAAGGCAUCCAGCACUGGAACCACCACUCGCACCAGCCAGACUUCUACCCACGGCACGAAGAAACCCAGAUCCUGCGCGACCACGCAGAGAGUAUCGCGGACACCAUCGCGCCGAACAGCAUAAUCGUAGACCUAGGCAGCGCAACACUAGACAAAACCCUGCACCUCCUCCUCGCCCUCGAAUCCCAGCACAAACCAACAGACUACUACGCCCUCGACCUCAGCGCCAGCGAGCUCUCCACUUCGCUGCAAACCCUCCAGAGCGCCAAGAAAUUCCAGUACGUGCGCUGCGCAGCGCUACACGGAACCUUCGACGACGGAUUGCGCUGGCUCCGCGACACCCCCGGUAUCCGCGAGCAGCCGCAGCACCUCCUCUUGUUCGGGCUGACGCUGGGGAAUUUCUCGCGGCCCAAUGCCGCGGCGUUUGUGCGGCGGAUCGCUGAGCAUGCACUGACCGGGAGACCGAGCGAGAGUAGUUUGGUGUUGACGCUGGAUUCGUGUCGUGUGCCUGUGCGGGUGCUGCGGGCUUAUACCUCUGAGGGCGUUGUGCCGUUCGCGAGGGCGGCGUUGGGGUUUGCGAAUCGGAUGUUUUUGGGGGAGAAGGAGGAGGAGGAGGAGGAGGAGGAGGAGGAGGAGGGGGAUGUUGGUGCAGGGAAGGGGAAAGGGCGCGUGUUUGAGCCCAUGGAGUGGGAGUAUCUUAGUGAGUGGAAUCAUGGGCUCGGGCGCCAUGAGGCGUCGUUGAUUCCCGGGCCUGCGGAGGUAACGCUGGGGAAGCCUUUGGAGGAGAUUACCGUCCGGCGUGGCGAGAAGGUGCGGUUUGGCUGUAGUUAUAAGUAUGAUUCUGCGGAGAGGGAGGCACUCUGGGAGGCGGCGGGCGUGGAGUGUGUGGAUGCCUGGUCGAAUCCUGGGUGUGAUGUUGCUUUUUAUCAGGUGAAGACUAACGCUUAG